UAUCCAACCCCCGGCUCGUCAGGGUCAGCUCGUCCCGCCCCCCCAGGAGUGCCAGGCAGUGCCGCCGCCGCCCUCCUCCCAGUGCCUCGUCUCCUCAACGCCUCCUUGUAUUAAUAAACCCUGCUGGCUCUUGUUAAGCAGCGUUUUUGGAGGCCAGCAGAGCGGAGAUACACGUCGGGUUGUCACUGGUUGCUUGCUAAUAUUGGAGAUCCCGAGCCGCCACCUGUGAAGCUUAUACAUGCAUUACGGAUUCAUUUCUGGUCCCUGAAUGCAGUUAAUUAAAGAAGAUAUUGAGGAGUGUAAUAGCAUGGCCCUUCAAGCUUGGCCUCACUGGGAGCUUUGUGGUGUUCCUGAUUUUCCUGAUGAAUUUCUCAGCUCAUUGGUGGCGUGGAAGCUCCCUGCCAGGCCAUUCACCACAAUUCAACCACUUUUUAACGUUUUCCACCAUCUUAACGUUAAAAUAACCCGUGAUGGAGGGCGUGCAGGCUGGCCAUGGCCCCGCGACACCCUUAUGGCCACCUGACAAGGCUAUAGUGGCACGGUAUGGCCCUCUUGAGUGCCUCCUGAUGCCUUGGUGGGGGCACAGUGUCAGCCCUCUGCCCCCUUGGUGACCCCUGUGGGUGUGGAGGUGGGUGUGCCUGGCUCCUGGGGGCGUGGCUGGGGAGGUGUGGACGCUUGUAACGCCUGGAAAUGGUUAAUUGUACAAUAGCCAAGAAGUAGCAGCAGCUGAUGAGAGCAUUGCCCGCGGCCCCCACACGCUCCACCCCUCUGAGUGAGUCAUGGACGGGCACGGCCAGGCAGAGAAGGAGGCCAGUGAGGUGCUGCGGUCCUUCAACAUCCUGGGGGCACCGCGCACCACCCAGGUCAGUAACGAGCCCCAGAACCUCUCCACGAGCACCACCCAGCCGAUGGUGAUGGUGCCCCCCCACCCGCCCCCCCAAUGGCACAUCCACCCCCAGCCUGUGCACAUCAUGACAUACCAGCCACAAGUCAACCCACCAACCUCUCAAAGUGAUACAAACAGCAAUCAACAGCCCCCCAAUGCACAGCAGCAGCAACAGCAACCACAGCAGCAACAGCAACCUCAGCCCCAGCAGCAGCAACAGCCUCCACCGCAGCAGCAACAGCCCCCACCACCACAGUUAACUCACAUGACAGCUGACCAACUGUCCCAACUCCAGCCAGCACCCCUUGAACACUCCAUCUGGUCCACCACUGACAUGGAUGGGCAGAACGGCAUGAACUCCACGUAUCCGAUGAGCGAUUUGCCGGGGACAGAUGGAGACACGACCCUCAAUGCCAACGACAUCACCGAGGAGGAGCACGAGACCAAGCCCAAGAUCAAAAAGGAGGUGAAGAAAAAGCGGAAACUUGCGGACCUCUUAGCCGAGGGCAUCGACCCCACCAAGCUGGAGGAGAACAGCGACCAGGUGAGGGAACGUUUCGGCAAGGGGUGCGAGUGUGAGGGCGACAACUGCUUCAAGAACAUGAAUCCCGAGUUUGUGUUCCGGCACCGGCUGAACAUCGCCGAGCUGACCAAGAACGAGCAUGACAUGUACCUGAUGGGCGUGACAAUGGCCUGCCUUGCCAACCCGGAGGAGACGUCGCGGCACAAGGAACGGAAGCGGCUCAGGGCGUCGUACGUGUUCCAGGGCAAGAAGGUGUGCUUAGACGCCUUCCUCUACCUGGAGAACUGCACGCACUACCAGCUCAAGGCUAUCCGCAAGCACGUCAUGGUCAACGGUGUUACCCCGCGCGUCCACGGCAACCACGGGAAGAAGCCGCCCAACACCUUCCCCCUGGACACCUACCAGCAUGCGGCAGCCUUCCUGCAGAGCUACAUUGCCCGCUACUCCCCCAACACCAACACCCCGAAGAAGCCCAACAAGUCCGGCAAGUCCCCGCCUGUGUACCUCCCAGCGGACAUCACCCGCAAGAAGAUCCACAACGCCUACAAGGAGUACUGCGAGCACUUUGAGCCCGACGUGAAGGUGAUGGGCUACUCCUCCUUCAGGCACUUCAUGAAGGAGCAGUUCCCCAACGUGAAGUUCUUCCGCAUGGACAAGAAGGCUGAACGCAACCAAGGCCAGAGUGACGACGAUGACGAUGACAACGAGGCGGCGGCUGCUGCGGCAGCAGUGGCGGUGGCCCAGAACCCUGCGGCCACCACCCAGGAGCAGCAGCAACAGGCACAGCAGCAGCAAGCACAACAGCAGCAGCAACAAGCUCAGCAGCAGCAGCAACAAGCACAGCAACAACAGCAGCAGCAGCAGCAACAACAGCAGCAGCAGCAGCAGCAGCAAGCACAACAGCAGCAACAACAACAGCAACAGCAGCAACAGAAUCAAAGGCAAGACCAGCAGAGGGUUGAAGCGGGUGCCCAGCAAGUGAUGCAGCAGCAGCAGGCAGCCCAGCAGCCCCAGCAGGAGCCCCCCAAGGAUGCCCGCAACACCCCCCCAGUCACAGCCGCCUCGGUGCCCCCGUCAGCCCACCCUGGUGCCCCGGUGUCCAUGCCCCAUGCCCCCAUCAGCACCAAUUACCCAGCCUACUCCCAUGUCCAGUUGCCCCUCAACCUGCAGACUCAGCAGCCUCUCUACUCUGCAUGCAUGCAGCCGGGGAUGUUUGCCCCGGGCCAGGCCCCCACACAGGUGCGCCCCACAGGCUUCCCCUACACCACUCUCUAAGUUGCUGGGGCAAACCAGGGGUGUGGUGUACCUGUGGGGGUUGCUGCCAGCCUGGGUUGUUGGAGCAUCAGCCUAGGGCUCACAAGAACCUUGUGAGUGCCUGGUGCAGGUGGCUGCCACUGUAAUGGCUGGCUGUCCUGCCUCCAGUGGCUGGCUGAGGUGAGGGCUGGUGGAGGAGGUGGGUGGGGCAUUAUAGCACACUGUGCCACCCAGACAAUAACUAAUCAAAGUGGCUGUUGGUGUCACACUGCUCAUCCUCCAUUCAUCCACACAGUCCUGUUGGGACGGAGCAAUACAGUCCUGCACAACUCCCUUCCCCAUCCCGUCAGCCAAGUGCCACCCGUCACCGCCAUCCUCUAUGCUUUGCGGAUAUGCAAUGCUAACUCAAGACGUGCAUCUCAGCUACUCUGCAGACAGACCACAGGUGUUCCCUGGGCCAGCCCAUACCACCCUCACCACAACCUUGCAAUCAAGACUUCAGGAAAAUUAGGUAGUUGAAGCCAGGAUGAAGACUACGUGCCUGUACCCCAUCUCAUCGCGCCAUCAUCCCGGUCCACCUCAUCACCCCAUCACACACCAGCGCCGCCGCCGCCACAGCAUGGGUACCCCAGCCAACCCUUUUUGAGUGCUGGAUGUUCGGUCGUCAUUGUAUACCACAGCGACUCCGUUAUGCAUGAAGUUCCAAGCCACUGUAUAGGCCUUAGCUUUCCCAGUACUGUAGAUUUAGGGGAUAACAUGGACAGAUAAGGUUUCUAGGUUAUUUUUUGAUGACUUUCCAUUCCAAGUGGGCAUUACUUUUCCAUAUCCUGUUGCCAAUAGUUGCCUCUGAAGGAGAGUGUCGGGGGGGAGGGGAGAGGCUGGUUCCCAUUACUCCAAGCAGGCUCUCCCAUCCCCUCCUUGGGUGUUGUUGGAGGGGAAUGGCCUCAGAGAAAGCCAUACAUACUAUACCAUUUCCCAAGUUUUGUAGGGGGGAGGCGGGAAGGGCAGGCAGGGUCAAGGGGGCAAAGUGGGAAGGGGAAAUUUGUAUACGCAACCAGUAUCGUUUUAUUUAUCAUAACGUUUUUCACUAAUUUAAAACAAGUGCCAAACAGGAGUAGCAGCCGCAGGGUUAUGGCGGCACUGACAAGGGUUCCUCUAGAAGACCUGCGCCUCGAGGUGACCGAUAGAUAGUCCUUUAGUGCACCAGACCAUAUCCUAACGCUCGGAGCCAGGCUUGAGAUUUACGACGAGUGACUGCCUGGGGAGUGUCUUGAGCCCUGUGCUAUUACAUCCUUUCCUGUCGUCAUUUUCUUUCUCAUCUCUCACUCUCUCGCCUGCAAACGUUCCCGGUGAAAUUCAUCCCACAGAUCAAAAUAAGUCUUCUCGGUUCAUUUUUUAUGCAUUUUUAGUGUUGGUGAACCAUGACCUGUUUUUAUGUGUGGUCAGAGGUUACUGUUCCUCUUUUAUGGUGAAGGGCAGUAGUUGGUUUUAACAUUCCAUUUGACUGUGUGUGCAAUCUUGUGCAUAUUUAUUGUAUCUUGUGGAGAUCAAACUGGUCCUGUCUGCUUCAUGAACACUUACUUUUCUUUGGUGGGCGUGUGAGUUAGAGUGUAGCACAAGGGUGAGGCGAGUGUCGUGUAAGGAGUGACUGUCUCAUUUAUGAACUUCUUGUUUUUGGUGUAAUUUAUUCUGGUGUUUUUUAGCGUAAUUUAUUCUGCCCAAGUGACCACGAGCUGAGUUAUGCAUGAAGACUUGUUACUCGUUCAUCUGUGUUGUGUUUAUGUUACGAUCUGUUCAUCAUUUCAUUCCUCUGGUCAGUGUAUUCUCCUCUCUACCUUUCUUCACUUCCUUUGCAGCUUCCUAUAUCUAAUUCAAUGAUGAGUGAGUGACGAAUCGUUUUGAUAAAAAAAAAAAACUAAACUUGUUAUAUCACUCAGGAUUUGGCUGCUCUAAGUCUCAUUAUCAUCAUUCAUUUAAAAGGAUGACAUUUUAUAUUAACCUGACGGAAAGUAGUGCAGAAAAUAACCGAUGGAUCCUGAACCUGUAUAGAGAGAUUGAGGAGAAUGGGCAGCCACUGAUAGGAGGAGGAGACUGACAUGUGCAUUGGUAUAGUAAGCCUUUCAGAAUGAUGGAUACCACUUUUAUACAAUCAGCUGCAGCUUUAGUCUUAUUUCUUUACAUUUUAUUUCUACAUAUUACCAGAUCAAAAGACAGACCAGGUGAAAGUGAGAGAGAGAAAGAGAGGGGGGUGUCAAAACUUCGUUAGCCAUGUCUGAACAAAAGCCCGAAGUUUUUAAAUGGUCGAUCUUUACGUUCUACUUACACGCAUUUUUAAAUUGAACGUGUUGUUUUAUACUAAAGGGGAAAUUUUUAGAACGGUCAAUCCUUACGUUUUAUUUACACGCGUUUUUAAAUUGAAUGUGUCGUUUUAUAAUAAAGGGCAAAUUUUUAAAGUGGUCGAUCUUCACUUUUUUAUUUUUUAUUUACAUGCGUUUUUAAAUUGAACGUGUCUUUUUAUGUAAAUAUCUCUCGUCUUCCUCAAACUCUCAUUGCUCUCCCUGUGUGUGUGUGUGUGUGUGUGUGUGUGUGUGUGUGUGUGUGUGUGUGUGUGUGUGUGUGUGCAGCAUUGUUCACUACCUCAGACACCUGUUUGGCCACGUCCCCCGCGGCCAAUGAGAGGAUGCAUGCUUGGCGACGAAGGUAAUUUUUACGUAAUGAUUAACUCUUAGUACUAAUUUAACGCUACGUGGCUCGGUUCGUUUUGUAUUGGCAACUUAUUUAUUCUGUCUCGUCUUGGUUAGAAUGAUGUUUGCGGUUUUUAUUUAUUUACGUUCUUUUUUAUCACAGCGUUGUCUUCCCAGUUUACCGUAACUUAUUGCUGCUUGUUUUUUAUUUUAGUUUUUAUCGGUUCUUAUACGUGAAGAGUUGUAGACGACUCACGUGAGAUUUUUAGUGCGUGUUUCGUUGGGCAUUGUUUCAUUAUUUUACACCUAGCCGUCGCAUCUCAAAGUUCCCAAAGAAACUCGCAUUGGUAAUGUUUUUCCGAGUUUUCUCCCUAUCCCGUUUUUCAGUUCAUUUUAGUUCUAUUUAUAUGUAUGCAUUGUAUAAUUUUAUUUAGCUAUUAUAUUUAUUUGUUUGUUCGUUUCCUCGCUGCCAACCCGGGCGGUGCAUCUGGUCGGGUCUCGGUCGGCCAGUAACCUCAAAAAACAAAACUAAGCAAUAUUUUAUUACGCAAAACAGAAUACCUACAUAGCACAACUCUGCUCUUUCUUUUUCCUUUAACAUCUUCUUCAGGUUUUUCAUGGGCAUCAAUUAUUUGCUAAGUUAUUAUUAUCAUUACUUUUAUUACUAUUAUUAGUGUUGGCCAGGCUGGUUUUUAUUCGCGACAUACACAAGAUCUCGCAAAUCAUUAACUUUUUACAGUAUUGGGGGUAAGAACAAGGGGAAGGGAGGGUGAGGGUGGGUAAGGGAAGGGAGGGGUGCAGUGGGCAUUUUUUAACCAUGGGGGUAGGGGUUAAGGGUAUGGGAAGGGUCAGAAAAGGGGGGAAGGGGUAAUGUAUCCACCACAGGGGGACGCAACCAAGAAUUUUAUGAUGGGAAACUUUUUUGUAUUAUAAUAAUAAGAAAAAAGCAAAAAAAUAAAAAGCUAACAAAAUGUACUAGGAUAAAUUAAUAAAACUGUGAUAUUAAGGUA
This is a messenger RNA of Eriocheir sinensis (Chinese mitten crab), 6357 nucleotides long. RefSeq lists its product as uncharacterized. The record is from RefSeq and is a predicted model, not a curated record. The transcript has 5 exons. Lineage: Eukaryota; Metazoa; Arthropoda; Malacostraca; Decapoda; Varunidae. The coding region runs from base 780 to 2684 and encodes 634 amino acids.